AGUCCUUGGCGGCCAUGUUUGUAGUCCAUGUUGUAGUCUGGGAGUUGUAUUCCAGCGUUGACGUGACCAGGACCUGUUCUGUAUACAUUUUCCCUCCAUAGCUCUCUCAUUUAUAAACUGUGAAUAUGUCAAAAUGCUUAUAUUUUCUCGUGUGUGUGUGUGUGUGUUUACAUUUGUUUGUGUGUGUGUGUGUUUUGCUGAUCCUCUGUAAACCUGCUGGAUGUUUGCAGAUGGUCAUUUAUUUGGAAGCGUGUCAUUCUGGAUCAAUGCUGGAUCAGCUGUCUGACAGCAACGGUAUCUCUUUACUGAAAAGUCAUAGUUCGGACACGUUCAGGAACGUUCUUCUCACGUGUCUGAAAGGCUUUUAUCCUUUUGUUUCAGUGUAUGCAGUUUCUUCGUGCAGUCCUGAUGAAUAUACCUACGCUUGUUUCUUCGACAAGAAAAGAAAUACCUUUCUUUCUGAUAUCUUCACCUUUAACUGGCUGCAGCACAUGGACACGGUAAAACUUACAGUGACGUCGUUUGGAGAGCAGUUUUCCUACCUGCAGAAACACGUGAGUAAAGACGCGAGGAAGGCAGGAGUGACUGAGACGCCAUGUAACUAUGGGGACAAGGGAAUGCUGAAGGUAAUGUUGAGUGAAUUUUUUGGAGAUUCCCCUCGCUUUGUCAGCGAGACCUACACGUCCCAGAUCCUGAACGUUCAAGUGUCCGAUGUGGUGGACACUACAGAAGUUCCACUGAUAAUCCAAGAAAACAGGAUUAAAAACGAACAGGACCCGGAAAAGAGACAGGCCCUGGAAAGACAAUAUGAUGAUCUUAAAAGAGUGAGUACGCCACUCCCACUGCACUGCGUUAUUUACAGUCCUUAUUCCUGAACAGAAAUAUGCAGUCAAUAUGCUUGUAAUGUAAUAUGUAAUAAAUACUGUGUUGCUGUGAUAGUGAAAUAGUUCAUUUAAUUUUAUUCAGUUUUAUUUGUAUAGAGCAGGGGAGUCCAAUCUUAUCCGGAAAGGGCCGGUGUGGUGCAGCUUUUCACUCCAUCCAAGCAGGAGCCACACCUGAUUCCACCUGUUUAAUCAGCUGUUCUUGGCUUUCAGUAGACUCAGGUGUGGCUUCUGAUUGGUUGGAAUGAAAACCUGCACCACACCGGAACUUUCCAGAUUUCUUUCAGCUUUUUGGCCGAAAUAAUUUUCUGCGAC
Molecule: messenger RNA, 1196 nt
Organism: Ictalurus furcatus (blue catfish)
Lineage: Eukaryota; Metazoa; Chordata; Actinopteri; Siluriformes; Ictaluridae
Product: legumain-like
Exons: 3
Coding region: 126-875 (249 amino acids)
Biological process (GO): vacuolar protein processing
Molecular function (GO): cysteine-type endopeptidase activity
Source: RefSeq, a predicted model, not a curated record